Pantherophis guttatus is the source of this 2369-nucleotide messenger RNA. It is a transcript of the gene NAA80, whose product is annotated as N-alpha-acetyltransferase 80, NatH catalytic subunit. Gene Ontology annotation, cellular component: cytoplasm. NCBI's taxonomy places the organism in Eukaryota, Metazoa, Chordata, Lepidosauria, Squamata, Colubridae. The record is from RefSeq and is a predicted model, not a curated record. Gene Ontology annotation, biological process: protein acetylation. Gene Ontology annotation, molecular function: N-acetyltransferase activity; acetyl-CoA binding.
GUUUUGAAAACAAUUUUAUGUCUUUUGAUUUUUAAUGGGGAGUUGCCCAGAGUUGCUUGAGAGAUGGACAGCUAUAUAAAUGUUGUAAAUAAAAUAAAUGGGUUAGAGGGAUUGAGUUCUUUUAAAUAAGCUCCCUUUUUCUUUGUUACUGAUAAAUAAUGGGGAAGUCCCCCAUACCUCCCCAAGUGGACCAAAUGUACAGAGUGAUGCUCUCUUUUCAAAUCCUCACGCCAAAAUGCCUCCCUUGAACAAAACUGCUCCAUAUUCAUACUUGAUUCACAUAUGUGCAACUCUGUGGUCUAACUGGAAACAUCAAUACUUCAUCUGUGACUGGUUAUGGGACUGUUUCAACAUACUGCCUUCUUGCAAUUUGCCACAUCCAUGGCCUCUGGGAUGAGACAUUGGAGGAAGUAUUGCGUUGUGCUCUGGAGAAACAUUCGAACAGUCCCACAAUUGGCUUGAGCUGUUCCUUCCAGAGCUCAAAUGAUCACGUAAGAUUGUUCUAGUAUACUAACACUACAUGUUCUUGCCAAACAAUGGUAGGAGACUGCCACUAAUUCCACACUAUUGUGACAACAUGAGACCUGCAAGCAAUUCUGUGUGCCCUAGUUACCUAGACGUGAUCUAGGCUAUUGUGAUGGAAUGUGCACUCACAGCAUCAGAGGGGGUGUAUUUUGUUAAUUUAGAGCCUUUGCCAAGAAGCCUGGAUUAAGAAACUGCUUAGUCCUGAGCUGGACUAAAUUCACCUUAGAAUCUCUCAAGAUAUAUCUGAUAGGAGAAAAGGUAAUAUGGUAGUUUUAGUUUAGUAGGUUUCUGUCCAUUAGGUGCAAGCAAAUAAAAGAUUUAACUUGAUUGGAUUUCAUUGUCUCAUCUGUUGACUUGGGCCUUACAGUUAUGGCAGGCAGAAAUGAGAAGGCGUAAUAAGAGCCAUAUUUAGCUCGUAUCUCCUGGUGAGGACCAGAGAUGUGAAGUCAUUAUGACAUUACCCAUCAGUGAUGUCAUAUUACAGCAUCUUAAAUGCAAGGCUGCUUCCUACAUAAAACUUAACUAGAGUCACCUUGACUGUUGAGAGAAGAUAAAAGAGCAAAUUGGACUUGGAUGUUCCUUUAGAGUAGAUUGCUUUUUUACAUACAGAUCAUCUUUUGUGGCCUAUAAGCAGGAGUGCACCAAACUCUCUCUCUCUCGCUUGUGAAGUUUCAUCACGGUGAGAAAAAUGGGUUCGGUUUCAGAGAUGCUCACAGCAGUCCCCCUUCACAAGAGGCCUGAUCUCCUGGAGGCCUGUGCUGACCUCAUCAACGAAGAGUGGAAACGGAGCCGGACCUCCCGUAUCCACUCCCUGCAAAAAUCUAGUGACAACUUUCCCAUGUGCCUGGUACUGAUCAGAACUUUGAGGCUAACGGAGGAAACUGCAGAAGGGAAGACGUCUAAUACCCAGUGCCAACUUCUAGGACAUGCCAGGUUAUCCCGUGUGGUUGGCCAAUCUAACAGUUUGUUUGUGGAGACCGUGGUGGUUGCCAAGGCCCUCCGUGGAAAGGGCUAUGGCAGGAAGCUGAUGGAAGCUGUUGAGAACUUUGCCAAAGCCCACAGCUACCAGCAUCUGUAUCUCACCACACAUGACAAACAGCAUUUUUAUGCCCACCUGGGCUAUCGCUUAUCCAAGCCUGUCCAGUGGGCUGGAUUCAUCAGUUCUCUGGUACCUAUGGAAUUUUUGGAGAACUUCUCUACCCCUCAACAUAAGAUGGAGCUUCCUGCACAAUCUGGGAAGCAUAAUACAAAUGCAUCUUACCAAAGCAGAUCUGGAGCAAACUUUCCUCCUUCACCAUGUGCUGUACCUCUUUCUUCUUCUCCUUUUUGCUCAGUAGCCCCCCCUUCAUUGCCUUCUCCUUGUUCUUAUCAUUCAGGGACAGCUACCAUUUCUCCCCGUCUUCCAUUGCCAGGUCCCCACCCAUCCUUUGUCCAGCCCAGUCAUGCUCUGGUUCACUCUUCACUGUCAGCUUCCCCAUUUGCCUCUGCUGCCCCAGCUCUUCCACCUUCUCCUCCUCCUCCUCCUCCCCUUCCACUUCCAGUGCCUCCACCAAGAGCCUUUUUAGUAGGCCAACCAAGCUCCGGAAAACCUGCCUCUUCCAGGGUUUUGGAGAAUACAUUUGAAGAACAAACGCUUUUAGAAACACCUUAUCGGGAUCUGAAAGGGCAGCCCAUAUUCUGGAUGAAGAAGGAUAUUUGAUUUUCUCCCGUCAUGUGACUGUAAAAUAAAGAUGAAAUAAAUGAAUAAGGAGGAAAAAGGGAAGCCUUUCUUGUUUUAAAAGGAAAGCCUGGCUUUGUGAGACAAAAGAUCGCCAUUUAAAAUGAAUAAAACAAUGCAUUUGGUU